Molecule: messenger RNA, 6188 nt
Organism: Micropterus dolomieu (smallmouth bass)
Lineage: Eukaryota; Metazoa; Chordata; Actinopteri; Centrarchiformes; Centrarchidae
Product: AF4/FMR2 family member 1-like
Biological process (GO): regulation of gene expression
Cellular component (GO): nucleus; super elongation complex
Source: RefSeq, a predicted model, not a curated record
AGAGAGAGAGAGUGGACAACCCCAAACAACCGCACUGUUAGCGGACAACUAUCAAACAACGGCGGCCUGACAGGCAUUUAAAUCAACAGAUUAUCUUCACCGGUAAACAAUGUGACCAAGUGAGAAGGACACCGUGGUGAGGACUUGUCAGAAACACAUGACAACCAACUUUGGUUGUUGUGAGAGGCGCACCAUGGCAUCUCAACCGAGUGUAUACAAUGAAGAUAGGAACCUUCUACGCCUCCGAGCAUGGGAACAGAGGAACCAAGAAACAAGCCAAGCCAAAGAACUCAACUCAGAGAAUGUGCCACUCUUUGGGCAACCAUACAAGACAAACAAAGGGGAUGAGCUUUCCAAUCGAAUCCAGAGGAUGCUGGGCAGUUAUGAAGAUGUGAAUAAUCCCUAUCCCUUUGCCAUUGAGGCUUUACCCAUUCCUACUUAUCUAACCUUCUCACAGUCAGAUCAGGGUCUGCCAAACAUGGAUAAACCAACCAAACCUCCAUUCCAUAACCAAGUCCAUUACAUGAACACCCAAAGUCAGAAACCCCCCUCUAGUACAAGUUACUCUUCUCAGCCCAUGAUGUCCACUGCCUCUUCUCCUAACCGCCAUGGACAUUCAUCCACGUUCUCAAAUGCGUCCUUGAACCACAGUGAGGGCAGUAAGCUCAGCCACUCAGCACACCAACAAAUAAAGAGUGAACCCCACUUAGAUCUCAGGGAGUGUGCCAGCCUUCCCCAGGAAAUGUCUUCUCAAUCGCCUGAUGUUAAGCCACUACCUUUCCUAUGUUCCAGUGAUCACGAUAAAACUGACACGGACACUAAGGAAACCUUUGAUGGACAUCAGAUUCAAGGGUGCACAGAUCUCCCCUUGGAGUCUGUCAGCACCAUGGAUGUUUCCACAUUUUACCAAAAACAGUCCCCCAAAGAUGCAUCCCUGCCUCAAGGCAACAAGGGCAACGCACUACCAUCCCAGACCUUCCCUUCACUCCUGUCGUCUAAGCAGCCCAGCGUAGUCAUGACCCAGAAGCCAACAGCGUAUGUGCGGCCCAUGGAUGGUCAGGACCAGGUGGUCAGCGAGUCACCUGAGCUAAAGCCUUCACCAGAGCCAUAUGUACCUCUACCGGAGUUAAUCAACAAAUCUGACCUGGGCAAAACAAAGAUACUGCCUCAAUUUUUGGAGACAAGGACAAAUGAAGUCCAGUGUGUAGAGGACAUCUUAAGGGAAAUGACCCACUCAUGGCCCCCUCUCCUGACAGCUAUACACACACCUAGCACAGGUGAACCCUCCAAGUCUCCGUUCCCAGCCAAGGAAGCAGAGCAUGUCUCUUCAUGUCCAGGACAAAAGAAGUGUGAAUCAUCUCCUGCAGAUCCAUCCCAGCUCAUCCAACAGGGCUCCUCAUCUUCAUUUCAAGCGGCACAUUCCAGAGGGGUUGAGUCUGCCAGCUCCAGCGACUCAGAGAGUAGCUCAAGAUCAGAGUCGGACAGUGAAAGCACCACAGAGGAGCCACCCAAACCCCCAGUGAGCAUCUCAGUUAAAACAGAGCCUGAGGCUCCGGCGGUGAACCAUGGUGACUGGCAGUUGGGGAACUGGAUCAGGCCCAGUCAGCAGAGCUCCAGCAGUGAAGGUCAAAGUGGUCAACAGGCCUCUGAGAGCCUCGCUCACAAACAACCACCGACCACUCAAAGUCCCAAGCACUCCAGUGUAGAGGUGGUCGACCCCGCCAGGGAGUCUAAACCACAGCUUUCUUCUCACCCGAAAGAGUUCACUGAAAAACCCCAGCAGCAUUGUGAAAGCCCUCAGGACAGCUAUAACCAGCAAAGUAGCCAACCCCCCCCCUCUGCUGAUUUAAACAGCUGUAGCAGUUCCAGGAAACUUUCAUGCAAUACACACUCCUCAAAACCAACCAAGACAGGUUGCCCAGAUCACACUGAAGCAGCAAUCGGCGUGAAGUGUGAGGAAGUUGUAGCCACGCAAGACAAAGACCCCCGUUUCAAAGAUAGACCCAAGGUAAAGACGAAAACGGGACAUGGCAAGAAAAGCAAGGACAGCAGAGACACUAAAAGACUCAGUAAGAGGACUAAACACACAUCACUUGACAAGCGGAAGGCUGGAUCUGAGCCUCAACCUCAAGUCAAGCUGACACUGAAUGGUGCUUGUCCAUCAUGUAGUGUGCGAUAUCCUAACCCCUGCUCCUGCCCCACCCAAAGUCCUGUUCAGCCUAACCAGCUGUCUCCUGUCCCACCAGUUAGACUCAGUUGUAGCAAACCCAAGUCAGGGACCACCUGUCAGAAGGACGCCAAGAUUCCUCACAAAACAACCCACAAGCUCUCAGAGAAGACUGGGCAUAAAACCAAGAGUUCUCGGGACCCCCAUAGGCCUCCUAGAUCCCUGCUGGUGAAGAUUGAUCUAAGUCUACUUUUAAGAGUUCCCCAGACCUCCGGCAACCACCAGGAGAUACCCAGAAAUGCAAAAAGAUCAGCACUGGUCAUAGAGCAAGAUGAAGGGGGCAGUGAUGCUUGUACAACACACAAACUCACCAAAACCAGCAAAAAGAGUAUACCUCAAAAUGUUGAGGUAGACAAUAAAACUAUUCCCAGGAAGAAACCGAGGCUGGAAAACAAGAAUACCUCUUCAACUCAUGCUUCUCUCAAACUGGAAAGUUCCAGCAAUUCAAAAGAGGACCGGGAUCGAAAGAAGGUCAAGAAAAAUCCUGUUCCUUUGCAGCAGCCUCUGACACCCAAAGACACUGCAAAAGACUCAAAGUCACACACACGCAGUUCUGGGGAGACGCAGGAGUCCAGUAAGGACGCUGUAAAGAGCAAAGAGUCCUGCAAGCACAAGAAGAGCAGUGGAAAGCACACAGAGCACCCACACUUUGAAAAGCAGAAGCCCCCAAAGAGUAGCCUCGCCGUCCCAUCAUCUUCACAGCCUGCUAGGGAAGCUUUGACCAACAGGCCUUUGCUCAGACUUGAGGACAGGCAGUAUCCAGUGAAGCAUUACAUAAAGGAGGCAAAAAAACUGAAGCACAAAGCGGAUGCAGAAUCAGAUAAGCUCAGUAAAGCUUUCAACUACCUGGAUGCGGCCAUGUACUUUGUUGAGAGUGGCAUUGCCAUGGAAAAAGAUCCUCAGAUUUCGAUGUCUUCCUACACUAUGUUUGCAGAGACCGUGGAACUGCUCAAGUUUGUACUGAAACUUAAAAACUCAGUGGACCCCUCUGCUCCACCCUCAGAAAAGGACUUUUUAGCUUUAUGUUUGAAGUGCCAGUCUCUCCUGCAGAUGGCCAUGUUUCGCCACAAACACAAAACUGCACUCAAGUACUCAAAGACGCUCAGAUACUUCAAUAGCUCUGCUCAGACAACACACGAUCCCUCCGUCUUAACAUCAAAAGUCACACACACCCCGUCCCCCAGCAUACCGUCUCCAGCCAACACAUCCACCAGCUCAGGCCCCGGCUCCAACCACAGUGGCAGCGGGUUGGUUGUGGACCCUGUCAGCAGCACCGUGGCGGUUCCCCAGGCCAUUGAACAAGUGGCAUUCGCCUAUGUCAACAUCACUACACUAUUCUUGAGUGCGCAUGACGUCUGGGAGCAGGCGGAGGAGCUGGCACAAAAAGGCAGCGCUAUGCUGACAGAGCUGGACACAGUAAUGGGCCCACUGAGCCUGUCGUCAAGUAUGAGCUCUAUGGUCCAUUAUACGAGACAGGGUGUCCACUGGCUGAGGCUGGACAGCCAAAAGGUAAAGUGACCAGCAACCAGCUGUUGUUCCUGAACUCUGAUACUGACCUGAACUGUCCCUCAGGCUUGUGCCAGUUGUCUAUUUUUUUUUUCUUUGCUUCACAUGGACAUGAACUCAUCUCAUCAGAAAGUGUAGACACAAGAUACCACGCUGAUCAUUGCACUUGUUAUUCAUUGUUUUCUCUUGUGUCCACUUUGGUGUCUCUCUUUCUCUCUGGCACUUUUAUGAACUUGGGUUACAUCUGCUGUAAUCCGCAUAUUUCUUGUCUUGCACCUGCUUUGUACCUUCCUGUUCCUCAGCUGGUGUCAUGGAAUCAUUUGCGAAUCAGGCCUUUAUUAAUUAUUAUAUUAUAUAAUUAUAAUUUUCCGCAGCCUUAUCAUUUGGUUGUGGUGCACGUACUGACACAAAUCUUAUUUAAUAUCAUGACUUUUGUUAAUAAUGUUACUAUUAUUGAUGACCUGAUCUGCAAAAGGACAAUUAAGUCACGACUGGUCACCACACAGUUUUUCAUAAUUGAUGGUUUCAUUUCUCUCAAAAAGAAAUUCAGUUUCCCUGUUUCAGACUGAAAUAUUGGUUUAGUUUGGAUUCAGGGAUUUUGUAUUUUUUAAACUCCGUAUUGUGUUUUCCCCACAAAUCAAGUCAGGAUCACCUGAAUUCAGGUGUGCAGUGUCACACAUGGCUGAAGUAAUUUAUGAUAACAUCUGUACUGACGACACAGUCUAAUUUUGACUAUGUAGGAAGCAAAGAUAAGUCAAAUAUGGGGAAAAUGUAUUAAAUCAGCAUUCAGUAAAAUCAUUUUAGCUAAUCCGCCAUUGGCCUUUUGUAUUUUCUGUUUUUCAAAUGAGUGUUCCCAGCUCUGGUUAGCUCUGGUUAACAAACGUUUUCUGUUUCUGCUUCAAUAAAAAGUGUGUUUAAAGAUACAUAAAUAAGAUAGGAAAAAAAAAAACGUGCCAUACAUGUUGAAUGUAGAAAGGUGUUGUCCGUAAAAAAGAUGCAAAGUAGGAAAGGUUUUAUUGAUUCAGGGGAGACGUACCUGCAUUCUUUGCUGAAUGAAGUCGUCGUCGUGUAUCGGGUGUAACCGUAGCGUCGGUGGAACUCAUGCUCAUGCCAGACGCAGGUUUGCAUCUUGACUCUUGUCUGCGUCGUACUGAAUGAUGAUUGGAAGUUUCUGAUGUCGUGGUUUUGGUAUGAUGGUUGGUGGCUGCAGCUCGUGGUCGUGGCAGAAGUGAUGUUGACAAGUAGUGGCUAGUUUGUCAGACCAAAGCAGGGUAGAUAUUAUUCUUGUCAUAUUGCACUCGUACCCUCCUACUGGAAAUUAUACAAGAAUCAAAGUAAAGUAAAAAUCUUAAUUAUAGAUAGUUUCUUGGUUAACUACUUGCAAGAACAAAAAAAAGGGGGGGGGGGAUCAUUUUACAUCCCUGACUUUCCUUUGGUAUUGUGUUGGAUGUAGUGGUUCAAAUUGGCCAUUAGUUUGAGUUACCUUUCAAGUAUAGUGACUACCACAGUCAUUCAACACACAUGAAAUUACAGUAGUGCUCCCUUAUGUUUUUGCCCUAGUAAGCUGCUUUCCUCUCUGUUUCCCACACUUUUGUUGAGUAGCAAAAUGUUGAGUUGCAAAAUGUUUACUAAAUCUGUGGGAGUAGAAUAAAUGGCCAAACUAUAGCUUACUGAAAAAUGCACUUUUUUGAGUAUUUGUAGUUAAUUUCAGUGCGUUAUUGGACAAAAGAGCAGCAUGUUCUCAAGACCAGCAGGACUGUGCUGGUCUUUACUCUUGUUUAUUGUAACUUUGAUUCAAAGCAAUAAAGCAUGAGCUUUGUUGGCUCAAUUUUUUUCUAGUGAGGUGUCACACGUUCUUCUAGUGAUGCAGGAAAAGAAACACUGCUUUGGAUUAGCACAGUCAAAUGCGUACAAUUGGGCUUUGAAAUGUUUCGCUUGUUAAUUCAGUUGGAGUGUGGAUGCAAUUAAAUGAUAAAAGGGCUAAAUGAGGAUCACAAAGUGUUCCUGACUUUAUUUUCUCACAAAUGAUAGUGAUAUUUUUUUAAGUAAGGAGCGAGUACACUGGUUCCACGGCAUUUGGGAUUUUUUUUUUUAUGUACGGAUCAUCAGCAGGCUGCUCUGAAAUGGUCCUUGGAGUUUCUUACCACAGAUGUCUACACUGCACACAAGAUCAUUUUGGCAUUCAACAUACAUAAAGUGCAACUGCAACAGUAUUUUUCUUUUUUUUCUUUUUUUGGUGUUCUUGUCUUUUCCAACAUGUGGCUUUAUUUCCAUCUUCCUUGAUUGUUGGUGCUUUGUUUAUGAAUUACUCUGCAACAAGUUUACACUUCCUGUCCAAAUAAUUAUUUACUGGAAAAAUACUGAAUGGAAUUUGAAGGAUGCUUUUUUUCAUUUUGUGAAAUAUGUAAAGAAUUUGUGUUGCAGUGUACAAAGAUGAAUAAACACUGGAAAUUUA